GGUGCUUGGUGCUUGGUGCUUGGUGCUUCUUUGUGCAUCAACAUCUCGCUCUCUGCCAGCCAGCCCAAAGUCGACACCCUGCAAGGCACGCCAUCAAUCGCGUGUCGCCCCGUCGCUCUCGUCGCUGCCCUUUAUCCUCUUCAUCGUCUCGCCUCCAAUCCUCCGUCGACACGUCCGCUCAUCUUCCCGCUUUCAAAGCUUCAUGCCAUUCAACUAGUCGGGAACCAUUGCGACAAUGAGGACGCGCGCCCAGGCCGGCGCCGUCGACACGGCUCUCAUUGCUCAGGCUUUUGCAAUUGACGAGCCUCAGCUAGACUCUCUACUGGAUGCUCCUACCCAGGACUUGAUCAAGGACUUCCUGUCGACUCUCACUGCGAGAGCAAAGGACUUUGACAAUCUCAAGGCCGACAAGCUCAGGUCCGACGUUGAGCUCGAAAACACUGUCCGCGCUGGAGAGUCAAAGGUCAAGGCUCUCAAGGCCACUCUGAACAAGAACUCGCAAGAGAUCCAAGAUCUGCGCAAGUCUCUCGAUGAUCAACAAAAUGCCCGCGCCAAACUUCAGACCGAGCUUGACUCUGUCAAGUCUUCGUCGACAGACUCCAUCUCCGAGCUGGACACUCUGCGUGCCCGCGUCGCUUCCCUUGAGACGUCCAACCGUGAAACCCUCUCCGUCCUCGAAUCAAAGUCUACCGCCCACGACAACCUCGCCCAAGAACUUGCCACACAGCAUCAGAAGAUCAUCUCCUUGCGUCGCGACAUUUCAGCCUUGGAGGAGAAGAACCAGUCUUUGGAAAAUGCCGCCUCGAGCGCCAAGUUCAAGGAACAAGCUCUUCAGCAAGAAGUUGAUUUGUUGAAGCGCAACAACGAGUGGCAGGAUUCCGAACUCAAGACACGCACCGCCGAGCACACAAAAUUCCGCAAGGAGAAGAACGCCCGCAUCUCAGAGUUGCAGCACGCCAAUGAAGAUGCCAAUGCCACACUCGAUGCCUUGAAGCGUACAGAGACGACCCUCCGCCAACGUCUAGAGGAGCUUGGUCAGAAGGCCGACGAUGCCUUCGCUAAGAUUCAACAAAUGCAGGAAGGCGCCUCCAAGGCUGAGGAAACUUUCCGUGUCGAAUUGGACUGUGCCCGCCGCCUUGCCGAACUUCAGAAGCAAAGUGCAGAUACCGCCAAGGCACGCCUGCUGGACCUCCAGAACAACAUUGAGCAGAUCAAGGAGAAUGCCGCGGACGAGGUUGGACAACUUCAGGCUGAAAUUGAAACCGAACGAGCAGACCGUGAGGCUGUGGAGGCCAAGCUUGCUGAACUGGAACUCGAAGUCGAACGCCUCCAGACCGCUGCUUCUGAAGCCCAAAACGACGUGUCUGUCCUGGCUACCCCCAAACGCAACUCCAACGGCCUUGCCCCAAUGACUCCAGGACGUAGUGGAUCUCCUGCCUCGUUCACCCCUGGCUCGGCACGUAUGAAGGGCAAUAUGAGCUUUACACAACUCUACAGCGAGUAUAGCACUAUGAAGUCGGACCUCGAAGCAGAGAAGCGUAGAAACUACCUCUUGAGCAAUGAACUCGACGAGAUGAUUCGUGACCUGGAGAACAGAGGUCCCGAGCAGGAAGAGCUCCGCGAGGAGAAGGAGCGUGUUGAGGCUGAGAUCUUGGAGAUGUCCUCGAUGCUCGAUGCAGCCUCGGCCGACCGCGAUGAGGCACGCAAGGAAGCACGCAACCUCAAGGGUCAAUUCGAGGGGCUCUCUAGAGAAGGCGAUAUCCUCCGUCAGCAGCUCCGUGAUCUCAGCUCACAGAUCAAGAUCCUUCUGGUCGAGAUGCAAGCUCGUGAUCAGGGCCUCGAGGCUCUCGAUGCUACGAGUCAAAUGCAACUGCAGAUGAUCGCCAACGGCGAGCUCGACGACCAAUCUUCUGUGGCAGAAGAGACUUCUGCAGGAGCCUUGAUCAGCCAAAGACUACUGCUCUUCCGAAAUGUUCAAGAACUUCAAGAUCAGAAUGUACAGCUCCUGAAACUCAACCGCGGCCUUGCUGAUCGCAUGGAGGGCGAGGCUGCGAAAGCCAAACAAUCGGAAACCGAACAGGCCUUGCAGGAGCUAGACGACCUCCGUGAUCGUGUUCAUAGACACAAGGAUGAGAUCAAGUCGAUGACCACUCAGUGCGAGAGCAUUAUGCGCGAGCGCGAUAUGUUCAGACGCAUGCUGUCCCAUCGUGGUCAGUUGCCUGCCGGAACUGACCUGCAAGCUACCUUCGGUCGUUCCGUAGGACCUGUUCCAUCAACCCCGCCACCAGGUGGUAUGUCACGAGACGUUGAGGAGACACCUCGUGCUAAGGAGUUGUCCGACUACUCCAAGCUUCUGAAGGAAAUGCAAAACCACUUCGACGCCUACAGACAAGAGGCUGCGACUGAUCACAGCACUCUUAAACAACAAGUCGACAAACUCGCCCGCGAAAAGGGCGAACUACAAGGAGAGGUUGCUCGUACUGGCGGUCAAAUCACCCUUGCACACGAACGUUACGGCAUGCUCCAAGCCAAUUACGAUAUGCUCAAGUCAGAGAAUUCGGAACUGCAGAAGCGUUCUCAGUCUUUGCAAGAGUUGGCGGCCAAGCAAGACGCUCGUACGCAACAAGCCGCGGAAGAUCUCGUUGAGGCUCGCACCCUCGCCGACAGCAUGCGCAACGAUACGGCCAACCUCAAGGCAGAACGCGAGCUCUGGAAAAAGAUUGAGGCACGUAUGACGGAAGACAACCGCUCCCUCAUGGAUGAACGAAGUCGCCUGAACAAAAUGAUCGCGGAUCUCCAGACACUGCAGAACGAGCGAGAGCUCGACGAGUCAGAGACUCGUCGUAGGCUUCAAAACAGAGUCGAGGCGCUCGAGACCGAGAUUGAUGUGACAAAGAAGAAAUUGGAAGUUGAGGUUGAUGAGGCCAAGAAGGCCACUCUCAGAAGAGAAUACGAUCAGGAGCAGAGCAGGACGAGAAUCGACGACUUGAUCAAGAGUUUGUCUGGUGUUCGCGAAGAACUCAUUGCCGCAAAGAACCUUCAGUCUGUUCGUACAGAGUACAAUCAACUCAAGACCGAAGUCGCUUCAAUCAAGGCCGAGGCUGAGGGCGCGAAAGCCGCUUUGAGCCAAAGCGAGGAGAGUUGGGCAGAAGUGAGAGAGAGAUAUGAGCGCGAGUUGACCGAAGUCAGACUUGGCCGAGAAGAUCUGAAGGCUCAAAACAAGCUUCUUCACGAGCAGCUUGAGUCUGUCAGCGGCCAGAUUUCCGACUUGCAGCAGAAGAAGACCUCGUCUGAAGAACAGGACGACUCCGGCGAAGUUCACGGCCACGAAUUCGAGAAUCUCCAGGAGGUCAUCAAAUAUCUCCGCCGUGAGAAGGAGAUCGUGGAUGUUCAGUAUGAGCUGUCCACUCAGGAAAGCAAGAGACUGCAGCAACAGCUCGAAUACGCACAAGCACAACUUGAUGAAACGCGUCAGAAGCUUGGAGAGGAGCGUCAACAACAUGCUGAUCACGAAGCAAACACUGUCAGCCACAAUAAGCUUAUGCAAACCAUCAACGAGUUGAAUGUCUUCCGCGAAAGCAGCACCACCUUACGACAGGAGGCGAGACAAGCACAAUCACAGUUGACAGAGAAGCUUCAGGAGGUCGAAAGUCUGACCAGUCAAAUUCAGCCUCUACAGAAUCGCAUCCAGGAGGUCGAGAACGAACUUGAGACCAAGGAAGGUGAGAUGAAGCUGAUGCAAGAAGACCGUGAUCGCUGGCGGGACCGCACGCAAAACAUUAUCUCUAAAUACGACAGAGUCGAUCCCGCGGAGAUGGAGGCGAUGAAGACACAGAUCUCCGACCUCCAGACCGAACGCGAUCAACUAGCUACUGAGAAGCAGGAACUGCAAACCAAGGUCGAUGCUAUUCCCGGAGAGCUGCAGCAGAUCAAGGAAGACGCCGACAAGCAAUGGAAGGAGCAGAAGGCCAGAUUUGUCGAGCAGGCUAAGGCAAGAUCUCGCGAGCAGAGUGCCAAGAUUAGAGAAUUGGAGAAAGAGCUCGAAGGCAUCAAGGAGGAAAAGGAACAACUCGACCAGGAACUCGUUCAAGUCAAGGAACAGCUCGAGUCGACCAAGGAAGAGCUUGAGUCGACCAAGACUGCCAGAGACGAAGCUGUCGCCAACGCCGAGGCUGUGUCGCAACAAAACACGGCUCAGGCCCAAGCUGAGGAGGGUCAAAUCCAAGAAGAUGAGCAAGCAGAGUCAUCGGCGCAAGCGCUGGAGCAGUCCGAGGCAAGAGCAUCUGAAGAGGCUGCAAAGGCUGCCAGUCUGGCUGCUCAGGUUGAGUCUCUGCAGGUCAGGAUUUCUGAGCUUGAGGGUCAAGUGAACGACCUCCAGCAGCAGCUCGAGACGAGUGCAGCCAGCCUUACAGAGCUGCGAAACCAAGAAUUGCCGACUCAGGAAACCGCCCCUCAGACUAGUGACAACACUGAGCAUUUGGACAAGCUGAGACAAGAGCUGGCCACUGCACAAGAGGAAGUGGAAUCGCUCAAGGCCGCUGCGACUAACACUGUCCCUCAAGAGCCGGUCACACAACCUUCGGAUGCCGCGACUACUGAGACCAAGACUGUUGCAGAACAAGUCGAAAUGCAGGUCGCCCAGCUUCGAGCCCAACUUGAGGAGCAGCACAAUCUCAGUCAAGAGCAGCUCGAGACUCUCUACAACAACCGAACCAAUCUUAUGAAGCAGAAGCUCAACCAGAAGCUCAGGGAAGACAAGGAGAAGUUCAAGGAAGAAGGCCGCCAAGAAGCUUUGAUCAAGCACAGUGAAGAGCUGCAGAAGCUUCGCCAGGAGCAUGAGGCUGCUGUUGCACAGCUUCAGGAAGAGCACCGUCUUGAGGUUGAGCGUCUUACUAAGGAAGGUCAAUCUGCAGUAAGCCAGGCCCAAGCAAAGUUGCAACCUGCAGCUUCUUCAGACGAGAAGCCCAGUCAGCCUUCUGCAGACACCGUUGCAGCCAUGACUCCAGUCCAGGCUCCGAUAUCUGACCUGGACCUAUCAGAGCUGACCUUCACCGAUGAGCAAGCUCGUACUCUGGUUGGUAAGAACACUGUUAUUAGAAGUAUCGUGACAAGAAACAUCCAGAGCAAGAUCGCUCAGGAGACCGCCAAACUCAAGCAAGAACAUGAGAAGGUCUUGCAAGAAAAGGCAGAAGAGGCGCAGAAGGACAGAGAACAGGCCCUUCAAGCUAAGGUCGAAGAAGCCAAGAAGGAAAGAGAACAAGCGUUGGCGAAGGCCGUCAACAUGGAGACCAUCAAGCAGAAGGCCAAACUCGGAAUGGCAGAGGGUCAGACAAGAGCCGCCAAGGCAAAGUUGGACGUCGUCGAGAAAGCGGCAAGCGAAACGCCACAGCGACCAGUGGUCGAAGUGUGGGAGGUCGCCAAGAUUGCCAGACCUGCUCCCGCAGUAUCUCCUCAGGUCAACAAACCAGCACAAUCUCCUAUGAGCUCUCCUUUCAAGGCUACCGGUCCUGGGCUUCCACAAUCACCAGGCAUGCCACCUCCCCAAGCUCCUCAGCCCAUCCAAUCGACACCCGACAGUCAAGCGCCACAAGACAAGAUGCAAGCAAGGAUGCAGAAGUUUGGAGCUCAAACUCAGCAAGCACAGCUGGGCACUUCCUUUGGCCAGCCAAGUUUCGUACCCAACCAGGCUGCCCUGGAAAGUCAACCACAGACAGUCGCUCCUCAAGCGACUAACAACGCUCCGGUACAGCCUCAGUCCGCAACCAACACGCCACCCCAGACUCCCGGGGCUCCUCUACGACAGCCCGGUCAGCAAGCUGCUGGACCUGGCCCCGUUCGUGUUCCCUCAAUAAGUGGCAUUCCAUCAGGCAUUCCUACCGGCAUCCCAAGAGGUGGUGGAAGCAUGCUACCCCGUGGUGGCGGUGCAUUCCGUGGUAGAGGUGGUUUGGUACAACCCGGGACCCAAAAUGCACAAGGUCAAGGCAUCAGCGUUCAAGGUGCUGCUGGACAAGGUCAGCGUGGAGGGCUUCCUCGUGGUGGGGGUAUCGGCAGAGGUAGAGGGGGAGGCAGAGGUGGAAUGAACCCUGGAGCACAACAGUUUGCGCCUGGUACACCGGGUGUGCAGGGCAACAAACGCCCACAUGAGGGUGGUGACGAGGGUGCAGGCAAGAGGAUGAGAGGUGGAGCUGGGGGCGGCGCAUAGAAAGUGCACCCUCAAGAGCCCGCUCAGAAAUAAUGCAUGAGGGCGGAUAUGUUUGCU
Molecule: messenger RNA, 6259 nt
Organism: Aureobasidium subglaciale EXF-2481
Lineage: Eukaryota; Fungi; Ascomycota; Dothideomycetes; Dothideales; Saccotheciaceae
Exons: 4
Coding region: 236-6202 (1988 amino acids)
Biological process (GO): mRNA export from nucleus; protein import into nucleus
Cellular component (GO): nuclear pore
Molecular function (GO): structural constituent of nuclear pore
Source: RefSeq, a predicted model, not a curated record